Molecule: messenger RNA, 809 nt
Organism: Cricetulus griseus (Chinese hamster)
Lineage: Eukaryota; Metazoa; Chordata; Mammalia; Rodentia; Cricetidae
Source: RefSeq, a predicted model, not a curated record
GUGCUACAGAGAGUGACGGAGCGCUUUACGACAGUUGCUUUGUGGCAGCAGUAGAAGAGGAAGAUGGCGGCCGCCUUAGCUGUCCGUGGAGGUGCUUCUGCACCGGCCUUUGGGCCGGAGGCUCUCGCCCCAGACUGGGAAAACCGGGAAGUCUCCACAGGGACCACGAUCAUGGCUGUGCAGUUUAAUGGAGGCGUGGUUCUAGGAGCAGACUCGAGAACAACCACUGGGUCCUACAUUGCCAAUCGGGUGACUGACAAGCUGACGCCUAUCCAUGACCGGAUCUUCUGCUGCCGCUCAGGCUCAGCCGCUGAUACCCAAGCAGUAGCUGAUGCUGUCACUUACCAGCUGGGGUUCCACAGUCUCUUUAAGGAGAUGUGUUACCGAUACAGAGAAGAUCUGAUGGCAGGAAUCAUCAUUGCAGGCUGGGACCCUCAAGAAGGAGGGCAGGUGUACUCAGUUCCCAUGGGGGGUAUGAUGGUAAGGCAGUCGUUUGCCAUUGGAGGCUCUGGGAGCUCAUAUAUCUAUGGCUAUGUUGAUGCUACCUAUCAGGAAGGCAUGACCAAGGAUGAAUGUCUGCAGUUCACUGCCAAUGCUCUCGCUUUGGCUAUGGAACGGGAUGGCUCCAGUGGCGGGGUGAUCCGAUUGGCAGCUAUUCAAGAAUCAGGGGUAGAGCGGCAGGUACUUUUGGGAGACCAGAUACCCAAAUUCACCAUUGCUACUUUACCACCUCCCUGAAUCCUAGUAUUAGGGUAUAAUAAAAGAUAUUCUUACUGAUGCAAAAGUUAAUAAACAGUUUGUCAAAGAUG